AAAACUACUCAAAACUGCGUGAUGAAGGUCAGGACCCUCUUGAUCUUCCUGUCCGGGAUGUGUUUACUCUUAAACACGUGCCAGUCGGAAGAGGCCAACACUGACAAGCCAAACAUUGUCCUGUUUAUGGUCGAUGACCUUGGCAUUGGAGACCUGGGUUGCUAUGGCAAUGAUACAGUGAGGACCCCGCACGUGGACCGCUUAGCCAGGGAAGGUGUGCAGCUGACCCAGCACAUCUCGGCAGCCGCCCUGUGUACCCCGAGCCGCUCAGCUUUCCUGACGGGAAGAUACCCCAUCCACUCAAGAAUGGUUUCUAAUAGAACUUCCCGCGUCAUCAUCUCACUUGGAGCCUCGGCUGGACUCCCGACAAAUGAGACGACGUUUGCAGCCUUACUCAAGAAGCAAGGCUAUAGCACGGGAAUCAUAGGCAAAUGGCAUCAAGGCUUAAAUUGUGAAAGCCGAAGUGACCACUGCCACCACCCUUAUAACUACGGGUUCGAUUACUUCUACGGCAUGCCUUACACUCUGAUUAACCCCUGCUGGCCAGAUCCCUCGCGGGACAUGGAAUUAGCCAUCGAGAGCAAACUCUGGCUCUGCGUGCAGCUGGUCGCCGUGGCAGCACUCACCUUCGCCUUGGGGAGACUGAAUGGCCUAGUCUUGGUCCCCUUGUCCCUCAUCCUCUCCAUGAUCGUGUUUAUCUUCCUCCUGGGCUACUUUUGGUUCUCCUCCUGUACAUCCCAACUGUACUGGAAUUGCUUUCUCAUGCGAGAACAUGAGAUCACCGAACAGCCUAUGAAGGCAGAGAGAGCGGGGUCCGUCAUGGUGAAGGAGGCGAUCUCGUUUCUAGAAAGGCACCGCGAAGGACAGUUCCUCCUCUUCUCCUUUCUUCACGUUCACGGCCCCCUCCCCACGUCAGACGAGUUCCUGGGCACCAGCAAGCACGGCUUGUAUGGGGAUAACAUGCAGGAGAUGGACGCCGUGCUGGGCAAGAUUCUUGAUGCCAUCGAGGAUUUGGGUCUGAGGAACCACACCCUUGUCUACUUUACGUCAGACCACGGAGGGCACCUGCAGGAGAGGCGCGGCCACGCCCAGCAUGGGGGAUGGAAUGGAAUAUACAAAGGUGGAAAAGGAAUGGGUGGCUGGGAAGGUGGAAUCCUUGUCCGCUGGCCCACAAAAUUGCCAGCUGGAAAAGUGAUUGACGAACCAACUAGUUUAAUGGAUAUUUUCCCAACGCUGGCUGCGAUGUCCGGCGGAGCUCUUCCUCAAGACAGGAUGAUUGACGGCCGAAACCUCCUGCCCUUGCUUCAGGGAGACGUCCAGCUCUCAGAGCAUGAGUUCCUGUUCCACUGCUGUGGUUCUUUCCUGCAUGCUGUGAGGUGGCACCCGCGGGACAGGGAGGCAGUGUGGAAGGCUCAUUAUGUGACCCCAAUAUUCCAGCCGCCGGGGGCUCAGGCCUGCUACGAGACCACCUACUGCAGAUGUUCGGGGGAACUGGUCACCUACCAUGACCCGCCUCUUCUCUUUGACCUCUCCAGGGACCCCUCCGUGUCCACCCCUCUGACUCGGGACACAGAACCGCUCUAUGAUUCAGUCAUCCAGAAGGUGGCAGACGCCCUGAAGGAACACAAGAAAAGCAUCGUGCCGGUCCGGCACCAGCUGUCGGAAUUGAAUUAUGAUGUGGUGCAGCUGAAACCUUGCUGUGGGGUGUUCCCGUUUUGUCUGUGCGACAAGGAGGAGAGCUCCUAGGUUGUUGGGUCGUAAGGAGAAGCAGCAGUGGAGACCAAGCUAUGAGGGUUGUCCACUUGUGCAUGUUCUAACUGGCCAAGGGAUGAAUUUGGGGAUGAAGGGGAGAAGAGGAUGUCAUCUCAAGAUGUACCAUUCUGGGAUGGAUUGUCUUGAGCUAAAGGCAGUUAAGACCCAGCAGGCUCGGAAAAAGCUUUUGGCCACUCCCUUAACUGCCUAAAAGAAUUUAGAUGGGGAAUCUAUACGAGAAAGAGAAAGGUUACCAGAGAUAGCUUUCUAUAUCAGAAAGAUGUAUGUGCGCACAAUGGCAAAUACUCGUCUACUGAGCGUCUGCUCUUCUCCUAUUCCUGGCAACUGCCUUUCUCCCCUUUGCAGCCCUAGACCCCUGCCGCCUUCUGCUUACCACAGGUGGGUGUGUAAACCCCCGAUG
Messenger RNA from Hippopotamus amphibius kiboko, 2173 nucleotides. It is a transcript of the gene ARSF, whose product is annotated as arylsulfatase F. Gene Ontology annotation, molecular function: arylsulfatase activity. NCBI's taxonomy places the organism in Eukaryota, Metazoa, Chordata, Mammalia, Artiodactyla, Hippopotamidae. The record is from RefSeq and is a predicted model, not a curated record.